Molecule: messenger RNA, 2086 nt
Organism: Magallana angulata
Lineage: Eukaryota; Metazoa; Mollusca; Bivalvia; Ostreida; Ostreidae
Product: multiple epidermal growth factor-like domains protein 10
Exons: 10
Coding region: 177-1694 (505 amino acids)
Molecular function (GO): scavenger receptor activity
Source: RefSeq, a predicted model, not a curated record
UGUCAUAUACUUAUAUACAUUUUUUUUACUCUGUCCGCUGGUCGAUAGCGCUGUGGCUGAGCUCAAACCUAUUGUACUUUGAUUCAUACUAUUUCAUGUCGUUUUAAAUAAGCAAAGUGUUAAGUACUAUUGACGCUCUGAGUGUCAAGAUUCUGAAACAUUCCGGUAUCAUUAAGAUGAUUUUAUUAAAUUAUCAGUCGUUUUUUAAUAAUGCGAUGCUGGUCUUGUGUUACAGUUUCGUCACUUUGUGCCAAGCGUAUGAAAACAUUGCACUUAACAAACCUGCUUACCAAAAAAACCAAUAUGAGAAAGGGAAUAAUACUUUUGACGCUAGCAAUGCAGUGGAUGGACUUAAAUCAAACCUACAUUGGAGUGGAGGUCAAUGUGCUGUAUCAGCUACAAACGAAGAAACCGCCACCUGGUGGGUUGACCUCGGCAGUAUCAACAGCAUUCAUCACAUUACACUUUAUUAUAGGACAGAAAACAAAAAGUGGGAUUACAGAAACAACGCAACUUCCAGCUUCCUUGGAUUUUCAUUGUAUGUCUCCAACACAACAAAUAGAUUACAAGGAACUUUGUGUUUCAAAGAUGAUUACUUCAAUAGAAGCACCAUACCUGCAGUAUUCAAUACUACUUGUCAAGUACAAGGGCAAUAUGUCAUCUACUACAACGAGAGAUUACAUGGGGUUUCCUAUCCUAGCGAUUAUAAUGAGUAUGCUGAGAAUGAUCUAUGUGAAGUGGAGGUGUAUGGUUGUCCCAUCCACGGAUCUUACUUUGGGAAUUAUCUUGUGUCAAAUACAAUGACAUGUCAAUGUUCCAAAUGUAAACCUGGAUUCUUUGGUCGUCGAUGUGAAUUUGAAUGUGACGUUGGUCAUUAUGGAUACAACUGUAAUGAGACAUGUGGUCACUGUAUUGAUAAACUACAAUGUUUUCAUGUGGAAGGAACUUGUCUAAGUGGAUGUAAAGCAGGAUAUUCUGGACAAACGUGCAAAAAAAAUUGCAUUGUAAGUCAAUAUGGAUACAACUGUAAUGAAACAUGUGGUCAUUGUAAGGAUCCGAUACAAUGUUCUGCUGUGACCGGAACCUGUCUCACCAGAUGUAACGCUGGAUAUGUUGGACGAUUGUGCAAAGAAGAAUGUGUGUUCGGUCAUUAUGGAUACAACUGUAAUGAAACAUGUGGUCAUUGUAAGGAUCCGAUACAAUGUUCUACUGUGAGCGGAACCUGUCUCACCGGAUGUAAGGCCGGAUAUGUUGGACGUUUAUGUAAAGAAGUAUGUGUGUUUGGAUACUAUGGACAUGGAUGUAUUAAGGAAUGCAGCAAAUUUUGUAACAGAUCACGUGACUGUAACCCUGUGUCUGGUUUUUGUAAUGGCGGAUGUAGAAACGGAAAGAAAGGGAGUUAUUGUCAAGAGGAUCGUAGCUUAAGUGGCAGAACAAUAGAGUUUUAUUGUUUUAUUGGUGCCCUUGGCCUCUCGACCAUCGUCAUUGUAGUACUCAUCAUCUGCAUUAUCUUGAAAAGGAGAAACAACAAACACCAAGAAAGAGGCCAAGAACAAUUAAGAAAUACAGUCGACAUCCCCGUUGCUUACCACGCUGGAGGUGCCUGUGGUGAAUACAUAGAAUUUAGGGAAGGAAAUACUGAUAAUCCAUAUGAUAGAAUCCAGGAAAGGUCAAAUGUAAGAUAUAACAAAUGAAAAUCUUCUGAAUACAAUAUGUUUUUACAUUUGCUAAUAGAUAUACUAAUCUAGUAAAUGACUCUUUUACAAACCGAUUAAUUUGCGAUAUUGAAUUUAGAUAAUAAUGUUUUGGCACAUUAGCUUUUAACUUUAAACUAGAGCUAAAUUAUUGAUCAAAAUCAUAAAAAUUUCUCUGAUAAGAUAAAACAAAUGUGAUGUGUUAGUACAUUGCUCAAUAAAAAAAGAAUAAUCAACAGAGAUUUCCAGAAGAUAACUAUUUUCUGUGUGAUUUUUUAAAUUUUGCUUUUUGUUGCAUUUUUUGUACUCAAGAUUGAUUAUUUCAAAGACAUUUCUGGGGUCUAAGUCUGAAUCUGGACUGAUCAGGUGAUAAUUAUUUUUUAUAAUAAUUA